Messenger RNA from Morone saxatilis (striped sea-bass), 5998 nucleotides. Its product is annotated as NACHT, LRR and PYD domains-containing protein 12-like. Lineage: Eukaryota; Metazoa; Chordata; Actinopteri; Moronidae. The record is from RefSeq and is a predicted model, not a curated record. Bases 86 to 4303 code for a protein of 1405 amino acids. The transcript is spliced from 17 exons. Gene Ontology annotation, molecular function: protein binding. Gene Ontology annotation, biological process: regulation of apoptotic process.
CCAAAGUGCAGCAGGUACACUGUUGGGUGACUGGACCAGGUUCUAAUCUUCUCCAAACUCUCACAGUAAAAGUACGGAAGUCACGAUGACACCAGAGGACGUUUUGAACACUCUGAAGGAUUUACGAGAUGAAGAAUUCCGGGACUUCAAAUGGUAUCUGCGGCACCCUGAAAUCCUGGAAGGGUACCAAACCAUCAAAGUGUCUGAGCUGGAGACGGCAGAAAGGCGGGACACAGUGGAUGUGAUGAUGAACACAUAUGAACUUCACGGAGCUCUGAAGGUGACCAAGAAGGUUUUAGAGAAGAUAAACAGGAACGAUCUGGUGCAGAGUCUGCCAGACACCAGCUCAGGACCAGAAGGUCAACUGUCAGGCUGUAUGAUCCAAGAAGAAGGCUGUACUUGUCUGGCUUCAGCUCUGAGAUCCAACCCCUCCCAUCUGAGACAGCUGGACCUGAGCUACAAUCAUCCAGGAGACUCAGGAGUGAGGCUGCUGUCUUCUGGAUUGAAGGAUCCAAACUGGAGACUGGACACACUCAGGUCAGGUGGUUGUCGCAGUGGCAACCUAAGAACAAGAGGGUGGCCACACUUGGAUGGCCCAGAGGCCCUGACAGAGUUCUCUGAGGUAGUUAAGAAGCUUCUUGGUUGCACUGUGCUGGGUGUGGAUAAGAUUCGCCUUGAGCUGAAGGCUGAAACUCAGAGGGAAGCAGGAAGCUCGACAGUCAGCGCCCACAGCGGGGGUGUGGUCAACACACCUCGGCUCUCUGGUGUUCAUGUGGGAGGGAAUAUAAACAUCAACACAUAUGUCCAACAACCUGCCAGCACAGAACAGACUCACCACAUUUCUCCCACAACCGAAGAUCUACAUCAAGACCGUCAGAGGGAGUCGCCACAGAAGAGGUUGUUGUCAGUUCGGGCACAGUUUGUUAAUUCAGCGUCUGAACCUGUUCUAAAGCAGCUGCUGGAUGAACUUUUUCAAAAGAAAAUCAUAACUCAAGAAGAAAUGGAUACGGCCAGAACUAAAACCAAGGCUGAGAUGGCUCGAGAUGUGAUUGACAUGGUGCGAAACAAAGGACCAGAAGCCAGUUUGUUCCUGAUCGAGGUCCUCAGAGGGCUGGAUCCAUACCUCGCUGAAACUCUGGCUGAAACUCAGAGGGAAGCAGGAAGCUCGACAGUCAACGCCCACAGCGGAAGUGUGGUCAACACACCUCAGCUCUCUAGUGUUAAUGUGGGAGGGAAUAUAAACAUCAACACAUAUGUCCAACAUCCUGCCAGCACAGAACAGACUCACCACAUUUCUCCCACAACCAAAGAAAACAUCCAAAAGUGCCAAGAUGCUCUCAAAUCUUACCUCAAAUAUCAAACUAAGAAUCUGCUUCAAGGAACAGAGGAAGAUGGAUCCCAAACUCAAUUAAACAAGAGCUAUACGGAGCUUUACAUCACAGAGGGAGGCAGUGGGGAGGUUAAUCAUGAACACGAAGUGAUUGAAUUAGAAUGUACAAGGAGUUCGAGUGAGGAGAAGAAAAUCCACCUCAACGACAUUUUUGAACCAUUAAUAAAGGAAGACGAUCCUCCACAGAGAGUUCUGACCAAGGGGAUCGCUGGCAUCGGAAAAACUGUCGCUGUGCAGAAAUUCACCCAUGACUGGGCAGUAGGAAAAGCCAACCAAACCAUUGAGUUCAUAUUUCCGUUCACAUUCAGAGAGUUGAACUUAAUAAAAGAUAAGGAUUGGAGUCUUACAGAGUUAAUAGCUUACUAUUUUAAAGUGGGGGAUUUAGAAGCGUCAGACUACAGUAACAUAAGUAUCUUGUUCAUCUUUGACGGCCUGGAUGAAAGCAAACUGCCUCUGGACAUUAAGAAAAAUAAGAUGUGCCACAGUGUUACUGACACUACAACAUUAGACGUUCUACUAACCAACUUAAUCACAGGGAAACUGCUGCACAAAGCCUCAGUCUGGAUCACAAGUAGACCGGCUGCAGCCACUAAGAUUCCUGCCAAGUUCAUCGACAGGGUAACUGAGGUGCGAGGCUUUAACGACGAGCAGAAGGAGGAGUACUUUCAGAGGAAUGUUAGUGACAAGGAUGUGGCUCAGAAGAUCUUUGAUCAUCUUCAGUCAAAGCCUCUGAGAAGUCUGUACAUCAUGUGCCACAUCCCGGUCUUCUGUUGGAUUUCAGCCACGGCUCUCCAGAGUCUCCUAACCAAAACUCAGAGAGGAGAGCUGCCCAAGACCGUGACUGAAAUGUACACACACUUCCUGAUCGUCCAGACAAAACGGAACAAUGAAAAGGAUUAUCACGAAGGUGAAACAGACAAAGAUGUGAUCAUGAAGUUGGGAAAACUGGCAUUUGAACAGCUACAGAAGGGCAACAUAAUCUUCUAUGAAGAUGAUUUGAAAAGUUGUCAGAUUGAUCUGACGCAAGCUGCCGUUUAUUCAGGGGUUUGCACGCAGAUCAUCAGAAAAGAAUUUGGCCUUCACAAACAAAAUAUUUAUUCUUUUAUACAUUUAAGUAUUCAGGAGUUUCUUGCAGCUCUGUAUGUAUUAGAGACGUUUAUAGAUAGCGGAAAAAAUCUGCUUUCCAAAGUGAAAGUGAAAGUUGUGUCAGACAAAGGAGAACUUCCCCUCAUCCUCCUCCACAAGAGCGCAGUGGAUAUGGCUUUGGACAGCGAUUAUGGACAAUGGGACUUGUUUGUGCGCUUCCUUCUCGGUCUAUCACAGGUUCAAAAUCAGGAACUGCUUCAGAAAUUCUUUCAAUUUAAAGAAAGACCCCCACAGAGCAACAAGAUGACAAUCACCCGCAUCCACGAGAAGAUCAAGAAACUGUCCUACACCGACAAAAGUAUCAACCUGUUCCACUGUUUAAAUGAGUUGGGGGACCAGUCUCUGGUUGAGCAAGUCCAAAAGUACCAGAGCUCAGGAGAUGUCAGUAAAAUCUCCCCUGCACAUUGGUCGGCUCUGGCCUAUCUACUGCUGGUUUCCACUGAUGACCUGGAUGUGUUUGACCUGCAGGAAUACCACAAAUCAGAAGAAGUUCUGAAGAGGCUUCUGCCUGUGCUCAGAGUAGCAAAGACAGCUUUGCUAAGUGACUGCAACCUUGUGGACAGUUGUUGCCAGAAUAUCUCGUCAGUUCUCAGCUUUAAGUCUUCUCGUCUGGAGGAGUUAGACCUGAGCAAAAAUAAUCUGCAGGACUAUGGAUUGACGCUGCUCUCUGAUGGUCUAAAAAGUCCCAACUGCAAACUGCAGAGACUCCGUUUACAGGACUGUGGCAUUACAAAAAAAGGAUGCCAAGCUUUGGCCAGUGGUCUGGCUUCAAACUCCUCCCACCUGAGAGAGCUGGAUCUCAGCAACAAUAGAUUUCUUGACGAAGGACUGGAGCUACUUUCAAGAACUCUCAACCAAUGCACGUUGGAAACACUGAGGUUAUGUGAGUGUGGCCUCAAAGGAGAACCUCCGGCUUCAGCUCUCAGCUUGAACCCAUCUCAGCUGAAAAACCUGGAUCUGAGCAGGAACCAUUUUACAGAACAGGCAAUCACUCAGCUCUGUGGAUUACUGAAGCAUCCUGACUUCCAGCUGGAGAAAUUAGGGCUUUUUAAGACGAACCUACAAAUGGAAAGUGUUGACGCUCUGGCCUCAGCUCUGGCUUCAAACCCUUCCCAGCUGAGGGAACUGGAUCUGGGGGGGAACUCCCUGGGUGAUGGUGGAGUGAUGAAGAUCGCUGCUCUGCUCAAGGAUCCAAACUGUAAAGUGGAUACACUGAGACUGGUCGGCUGUCAGUUUACACACAGUGGCUGUGCUGUGCUGGCCUCCAGUCUGAAGUCAAACCCAGGACACCUGAGAGUCCUGGAUCUGACAAGAAAUGUCCUCCAAGACGCUGGUGUCGAAAACCUUUCUGAGUUCCUGGCAGAGCCACUUUGUCAGCUGGAGACACUUAAACUGAAAUGCUGCACGUUAACAGAAGCCUGCUGUCGGUCUUUGACCUUUGCCCUCAGCUGCUCCUCUGCUCUCAAAGAGACUAGACCUGAGUUACAAUACCGCCUGACGGACGAGGGGCUGACUCUGCUUGCUGAUUGGCUGAGGAAACCCCAGUGCAGACUGGAGAUACUGAGACUGCCGGGAUGCACGGACAGCAGCUGUGAGUCUCUGGCCUCGGCUCUGACGUUGAACCCGUCCCACCUCCGAGAGCUGGAGCUGAGCCGGACUGAUCCAGAAGGACCGGGUCUGGAACGGCUGUCUGGUCUACAGAGAAACAGUAGUUUCAAGCUGCAGAAGCUGGUGGUGAAGAGCACCGUAGUGACACCCACAGACUGAAUACGUUAGCCCCGUCCGUCCGAGCCGAACUCUGGCACCUCCUGGAGGUUGCGACUAUUUGUGAUGUGAAGCCGACCAACCUUAUUAUCUUAUUUUAGGUUGUUUGUUUACAUGUGGGAUUUUAACUGAUUUAAAACUGAUCAUCAAUCCAUCUGCAGACUGUGAACUCUUCUAAUUGAUGUAUGUACUGUAUAUGCAGGCUUAUUUGGUAACCAUAGUAACAAGUUAAGCAACAUUGGCAGUCCUACACUGUAAAGAAAAAGUAUAAUUUACAGUUAAAACUGGCAGCUAUGGUUGACACUUUACUGUGAUAAAUAUGGUUAUUACGAUAAAAGGAUAUUAGUACUGUUGAUUUUAAAGCUAAAGUUGUAGUUUUAUUCCAUAUUUUUUAAGUUUUUACCAUCAAAAGAAAAAGUUUUGCCUCAUGAAAUUACCGUAUGAAUGCUGUGGUCUUCUGUGUCAUUUACAGUCUGUAAUAUGAAAAAAACAUUUUUCAUUUCAUUCCAUAUGAAUUCAUUUAAGAGGCUGUAUAAAUAAAGGCAGUGAGAUAGGAGGGUAUUUUACUUAGUUACAUAAACUUCAUUUAAUCUAUUUAGUGUUUACAGUUUUUUACUUUUUUUUACUGUCAUGAUGUGACAGUGAAAUCAUGCAAGCCAGAAGUUGUUAGAGUAUAUCAGCAAGGUGGAUCACUGUCCCCUGUUCUCUUCAGUCUGUAUAUGGAUGAUCUUAUAUAUGGAUGAUGAUAUGAACAGCUAAAACAGUGCAAGACUGGAGGUAUGGUGGGGGGUCGUAUUAUUAACCAUCUGAUAUAUGCUGAUGAUGAAGUCGUCCCAUCGCCGUACAGCAACAAACUGAACUCUGAUGAGGAGGAGGAUCAAAGUUUUCCUUCAUUCUUUAUGUCAGAGUGAGAGUUAAAUGUGGUGAACAGAGCGAGAUAUUGGGGUCACAUCAUCAGGAACCAUAUAUGUGAUGAUGAUAAUGAUGAUGAAAAGUGUGACAUUAUGUUGCCGUGCUGAUUUCAAACGUGUACAGAUGAUAUCAAAGCAGCCCUUUAUAGAGGCGACUGUACGCAGCUCUAUACUGCCCACCUGUGGUGCAGGACGGAUGUUUGUGACUGAUAAUGUUCCCUCCUUUCAGGCUGCGUUCAGGAACUUUAUGUACAGAUUUAUGUGUCUGUUAAUUGAGUUCAUUGUAGCGCACACAGUGACAAAAAGUUCUCGGUCCGUGGAAACACUGGAACAAACGUCUCUAUGUGUUUUAAUGUGCUUGGACUGCAAUAAUUUCUCUGUGUUGUUUUUUUGUUGUUUUUAUGUUAAUAUGGAUGCAUGUGUCUGAAAUCAAGUUCACUUGAACAUAAUAGUAUUUUAGUGUUUAGUUUUUGUGCAAAUUAUCAAAAUAAAAGGAAUUAAAGGAAUAAAUUAGAUAAAUGUUAUUAAAGUGAAAAAGAAACACUUGAUUUAAUAAUACAGACUUUAUUUUUUCUGCUCAGUGGCCUGAUGGAUACAUUAUAAUAAUAAGUUAAUUACGAGAGACGAUUCACUGCAUCCCUCGUCUCCGUAGCAACAAUAAAAUGACAAACACUUAUAAUAAUAAUAAUACUGUAAUGGUAUGUCCUUGCUGAUCAACAAUCAGUGUCAUUAUAUAUAAAAAUAAUAAAUAGUGGCUGGUGAGCGUCCUUUCAGUCUGUCUCCGUCA